AUGCUCUUGCCGGCCACGCUGGAGCGUUGGAAUGCUUCUGGCCCCUCUGCUUUUGACCCCUCUGCUUUUGACCCCUCUGCUUUUGACCCCUCUGAUUUUGACCCCUCUGCUUCUGGCCCCUCUGCUUUUGACCCCUCUGCUUUUGACCCCUCUGCUUUUGACCCCUCUGCUUCUGGCCCCUCUGCUUUUGACCCCUCUACUUCUGACCCCUCGGCUUAUGCCCCCUCUUUUCUGACCCCUCGGCUUUGGAGCCCUCCGCUUGUGAGGCACACUCUUUUCCUUCCAUCCAAAUGCUUUUCUUUCCAACCUGAUCCCUAUCCUCCUUUCCCUGCCUAUCAAUUCCCGUCACUGUGGCCUGCUGUGUGCCCCUGUGCCCCCCUGUGCCCCCCUGUGCAUCCCUGUGCAUCGAUGUGCAUCCCUGUGCAUCGAUGUGCAUCCCUGUGCUCCGCUGUGCAUCCCUGUGCUCCGCUGUGCAUCCCUGUGCUCCGCUGUGCAUCCCUGUGCUCCGCUGUGCAUCCCUGUGCUCCGCUGUCCAUCCCUGUGCCCCCCUGUGUGCAUCCCUGUGCCCCCCUGUGUGCCCCUGCACCCCUGUGCACCCCUGUGCACCCCGGCAUGUCUGGCAGCAACGCGUCGUUCAACCGCCUGUCGGGUGAUAUUCCCUUUGACUUUAACGUCAAGUUAUUCUUCACCCUGUGCGUCACCCCUCUCCCUUGUUUCAUGUGCAUCCCCUCUUCCCUCUCUCCCCUUCAUCCCCUCGGCACCCGUCCUCUCCUCCCUCCUCCAGCAACUACUCGCACAACAGAUUCUCGGGAGCGCUUGACCUCUCCCUCUCUACCCUCACCAACCUCCAGACGCUGUGCGUUGCCCUCACCUUACCACAUCUCUGCCCUCCUACCCUUCCCACCCUUCCCACCUGCCACCUCCGCAUUGCCUUGCCCUUCCCACUUGUCUAUGCACUAUGCAUAUCCCUCUCUGCUGUCCCUCACUCUCGUGCCUCACACCCAUGCUUUCCUUAACCCCCUCCCCUCCCUCCCCCAUUCCCUCUCAAACGGUCCUCUGGACAUGUCCGGCAAUAUCCUCACGGGGUCCAUUCCAGCCAUCAUUUCGCUCCUCACUCGCCUCACUCUGCUGUAUGCCCUUGCUGCUAUGUGCGCUUUUUUAUGUGGGCACUUGCUCUGCUGUCCAUUAUUCUUGCGUGGGUGCAACGCAUGGGUGGUAGAGCAAUGUGGAGUGAAGAAAUUCAUUUUCACACUCCUUUCCGCCCCCCUUUUCCACAAUUGUCUCUCUCCUCGCGUGCACCCCUCUCCCUGCCCUCACUCCACUCCUUACCUCCGCACCUCUCCCUGCCCACAUUCCACUCCCCACCACUGCAUUCAAUGGUCCACCGCCCAUGUGGCCGCCCUCCUCUCCUGCAGCGACCUUUCUUCCAACCAGUUCACUGGCAUCGUGCCGCCAGCUGUCAGCAACCCCACUGACCUCGUCAGCAUCAACCUGGCGCGCAACCUGCUGCAGGGCUCCAUUCCCCGGGCCCUCUCCCGCCUCUCCUCCCUCACCUACCUGUGCGCCCUCCUCUCCCUUGCUCGUCGCUGCUCCUUCUCUGACAUCUCAGCCAACGUACUGAAUGGCUCUGUGCCGCCCUUCUUUGGUCGCAUGCCCAACAUGACCCACCUGUAUGGCAUGACUCACCUGUAUGGCAUGACUCACCUGUAUGGCAUGACUCACCUGUAUGGCAUCACUCACCUGUAUGGCAUGACUCACCUGUAUGGCAUGACUCACCUGUAUGGCAUGACUCACCUGUAUGGCAUGACUCACCUGUAUGGCAUGACUCACCUGUAUGGCAUGACCCACCUGUAUGGCAUGACUCACCUGUAUGGCAUGACUCACCUGUAUGGCAUGACUCACCUGUAUGGCAUGACUCACCUGUAUGGCAUGACUCACCUGUAUGGCAUGACCCACCUGUAUGGCAUGACUCACCUGUAUGGCAUGACUCACCUGUAUGGCAUGACCCACCUGUAUGGCAUGACUCACCUGUAUGCCAUGACCCACUUGAAUAUGGCCAUCAACUUUCUCUCCGGGUCGCUGCCUCCCUCCAUCUUCAACCUGCGACGGCUCUCCCACCUGUCAGUCAGCUCUUCCACCUGUCAGUCAGCUCUCCCACCUGUCAGUCAGCUCUCCCACCUGUCAGUCAGCUCUUCCACCUGUCAGUCAGCUCUCCCACCUGUCAGUCAGCUCUCCCACCUGUCAGUCAGCUCUUCCACCUGUCAGUCAGCUCUCCCACCUGUCAGUCAGCUCUCCCACCUGUCAGUCAGCUCUCGCACCUGUCAAUCAGCUCUCCCACCUGUCAGUCAGCUCUCCCACCUGUCAGUCAGCUCUCCCACCUGUCAGUCAGCUCUCCCACCUGUCAGUCAGCUCUCCCACCUGUCAGUCAGCUCUCCCACCUGUCAGUCAGCUCUCCCACCUGUCAGUCAGCUCUCCCACCUGUCAGUCAGCUCUCCCACCUGUCAGUCAGCUCUCCCACCUGUCAGUCAGCUCUCCCACCUGUCAGUCAGCUCUCCCACCUGUCAGUCAGCUCUCCCACCUGUCAGUCAGCUCUCCCACCUGUCAGUCAGCUCUUCCACCUGUCAGUCAGCUCUCCCACCUGUCAGUCAGCUCUCCCACCUGUCAGUCAGCUCUCCCACCUGUCAGUCAGCUCUCCCACCUGUCAGUCAGCUCUCCCACCUGUCAGUCAGCUCUCCCACCUGUCAGUCAGCUCUCCCACCUGUCAGUCAGCUCUCCCACCUGUCAGUCAGCUCUCCCACCUGUCAGUCAGCUCUCCCACCUGUCAGUCAGCUCUCCCACCUGUCAGUCAGCUCUCCCACCUGUCAGUCAGCUCUCCCACCUGUCAGUCAGCUCUCCCACCUGUCAGUCAGCUCUCCCACCUGUCAGUCAGCUCUCCCACCUGUCAGUCAGCUCUCCCACCUGUCAGUCAGCUCUCCCACCUGUCAGUCAGCUCUCCCACCUGUCAGUCAGCUCUCCCACCUGUCAGUCAGCUCUUCCACCUGUCAGUCAGCUCUCCCACCUGUCAGUCAGCUCUCCCACCUGUCAGUCAGCUCUCCCACCUGUCACAACGUGUCUCGCAACCGCCUCUCAGGCCCUCUGCCCAACGCUGUUGCCAGCCCAGCUCUCAUCCUCCGUCGCCUUUUCUUUUCCCGUUUCCGCCCACCCACGUGUCUCUCUCUCCCUUAUACUCCCAUCCAUACUCUCUCCCAUAUCUCUCUCGACACGCUCAACGCGCAUUCAACAUGUUCCCAUGUCCACAGAGACCUCUCAUUCAACACGCUCUCAGGGUCGCUGGAGAGCCGCCAUGUCAAUCUCAAGCGUCUGGUCACUCUGUGA
This is a messenger RNA of Closterium sp. Naga37s-1, 3375 nucleotides long. The record is from the annotation of a GenBank genome assembly. Lineage: Eukaryota; Viridiplantae; Streptophyta; Zygnematophyceae; Desmidiales; Closteriaceae.